AUGGGCCAAUUCGAUGGUCGAGCGGUAAUCGUUACUGGGUCAUCCAAUGGAAUUGGUCGAGCAACUGCCGUAAUGUUUGCUAAGGAAGGAGCAAUGGUGACAAUUUGCGGACGAGAUGAGAAAACGCUGAACGAAACCAAGUCGAUGGUGCUGGCGGUGAACGGUGGCGAUGAGAAAAAAGUUUUCUCAGCCCUUGGAGACCUUUGUAAGGAAGAAGUAAUGAAGGCGAUCGUCGAUGGAACUGUUAACGCGUUUGGUCGAUUGGACGUGCUGGUAAACAACGCUGGCGGCACCAAUAGAUUGGAUUGGGAAAAGCCAGAAAUCGAAGGCGAUUUGAGCAACUUUGAGUACACCCUCAAUCUGAAUACGAAAAGCAUCCUACGUCUGUGUCAGCUUGCCUAUCCGCAUUUGAUCGAAAGUAAAGGAGAAAUUGUGAAUGUGAGCAGUAUCGCCGGUCAGCCAAACGGUUCUUCAUUGACAUCUCCAUACUACAGCAUUUCUAAAGCAGCACAGGAUCAUCUUACUCGGAAUCUUGCCAUUUGCUACAUCCAGAAAGGUGUUAGAGUGAAUGGUGUCAGGUAA
This is a messenger RNA of Haemonchus placei, 582 nucleotides long. The record is from the annotation of a GenBank genome assembly. NCBI's taxonomy places the organism in Eukaryota, Metazoa, Nematoda, Chromadorea, Rhabditida, Trichostrongylidae.